AUUGAACAAUACCUAAUCAUAUGGAAACAUAAGUCUCCGUCACAAGCCGUCCUGUCAUGGCAUUACCUCAACGACCUCGUCUCGAUUGCCGACAUAUUGCAGACGUAUAUUAACGACUUCGUCUCGAGUCUCAAAUCAGGAUAUGGCAACGACUCACGCCUACUGGCUCCUGCUGAAGUUCUUUCACUGAAACGCAAGAGCCCACACGAUGAGAGCCCUUCGAGCCGGGCAUCGUCUCUUGAUACCUCUACAUCUACUUCUUCCAUUCUCCCAGCUCAUAAAUCGGAAGUCUGGAACGGAGUCCUACUUAAGAAAUCGGGAGAUAUCUACCCCCACGCCCUAACUUCUGGCGUUGAGCGCAUCGAUGCGACUACUAUGCCAACUCCCGAGAUGCUCUCCGCUGCCAAAGCUCACCUUGCCGACGGAGUGAAACAAGGUCGCAAAUUCGUUCGCAGACAGUUCCUGGAACAGCUGGCACGCAUUCCUGGUCCUCGGGUUACAUUCGUCAAUGAAGUAAACAAAGAGACACCAUCUCUUAGCUUCACGUACAUCCAAGACUACGUCCUUGGCGAUGGCGUUUCUCGAGAUGACGCGGAUGCCGUGAAGAUGGGAUGCAAGAAAUGCCGGCCGGAUAUGGGUGGUAACAGAGGCUGCGAAUACACUGGAAAAUGCGACUGUCUGGAAUUCGCCGCUCCUGACGAAUCGCGUUGCAAAGACGACGAGCAGAUGGAGCACUUUGCAGCUUGGAGAAGAGGAGAGGCAGAUUCAGACGGUCUNCCUAAGCGAUUCCCCUACAGGAUUGACCAUAUUAACAACCUUUUCGUGCUUGACCCCUUCUAUCUGGAGAGCAGAAACCCGAUCUACGAAUGCAACGAGCUAUGCAGGUGUGGCCCAAAUUGCAAGAAUCGCCUGGUCCAGAAAGGACGAAAGGUACCGCUCGAGAUUUUCAAAACACGAGGGCGAGGCUUUGGUCUCCGUUGUCCUAUCGAUCUCAAAAGAGGUCAAUACAUCGAUCGAUACCUCGGCGAACUUAUCACUGAUGGUGAGGCUGAUGCUCGUGAGGCAUCUGGUGUAUUCGACAAGGCCUCUUACAUGUUCUCUCUGGACAAGCAUGCCGAAGACGAGGAUAUCCCUGGCGCGCUCCACAAGAGCGACUGCUACGUUGCAGACGGAGAAAAGAUGGGAGGUCCCACCCGCUUCAUCAACCACAGCUGUGACCCAAACUGCCGUUUGUUUACUGUGAGUUACAACAGAUUCGAUCGACAGAUUUACGAUCUGGCCUUCUUUGCAUUGAAGAACAUCUCCGCAGGAGAAGAGCUCACGUUCGACUAUAUGGAUCCUGAAGAAGGCGAGGCUGGUCAAGCAGCGAACGAUGAUAUGGAAGAAGGCGGCGUCGCUAUGGAUUGUCUCUGCGGUGCAAAAAACUGCAGAGGGAAGCUUUGGAUGUGA
Aureobasidium musti is the source of this 1449-nucleotide messenger RNA. Lineage: Eukaryota; Fungi; Ascomycota; Dothideomycetes; Dothideales; Saccotheciaceae. The record is from the annotation of a GenBank genome assembly.